Molecule: messenger RNA, 932 nt
Organism: Populus nigra (black poplar)
Lineage: Eukaryota; Viridiplantae; Streptophyta; Magnoliopsida; Malpighiales; Salicaceae
Product: endo-1,3;1,4-beta-D-glucanase-like
Exons: 7
Coding region: 95-817 (240 amino acids)
Molecular function (GO): hydrolase activity
Source: RefSeq, a predicted model, not a curated record
UUUAUAUCCAUACCUUUCUUGAAUCUUUGCCUUCCAUCAGUCACUGAUCAUCAUCUCUUUACUGUUCUCCGUUGCUGUGUUGAAUCAAGAAAAAAUGGCAGGGCCUCAGUGCUGUGCUCACCCACCAACCCUAAACCCAAGCAGUGGAGCUGGCCAUGUUGAGAAAGUUGGUGGCCUUGACUCUUAUGUCUCUGGCUCUCCUGACUCUAAACUUGCCAUUCUUCUUGUCUCUGAUGUUUAUGGAUAUGAAGCGCCGAACUUGAGGAAACUUGCAGACAAGAUUGCAGCUGCUGGAUUCUAUGCUGUAGUUCCUGACUUCUUUUAUGGAGAUCCUUUUGCUCCUGACAAUGCUGAGAGACCCAUUCAAGUUUGGUUAAAGGAUCACGGCAUGCAUAAGGGAUUUGAAGAUGCAAAACCUGUGAUUGAGGCUUUGAAGAGUAAAGGUGUAUCUGCAAUUGGGGCUGUGGGCUUUUGUUGGGGUGCCAAGGUGGUAGUUGAACUAGGAAAAUCUUCUGCUUUCAUCAAAGCUGCUGUUCUGUGUCAUCCUUCAUUUGUCACUGUAGACGACUUCAAGGAGUUUAAGGUACCUAUUUCAAUACUAGGAGCUGAGACAGACCAUAUGUCUCCACCAGCGCUCUUGAAACAGUUUGAAGAGCUUUUAGCUAGUAAAUCUGAGGUUGAUAGCUUUGUGAAGAUAUUUCCAAAGGUUGCUCAUGGAUGGACAGUGAGGUACGAUGUUGAAGAUGAAGCUGCCGUGAAGAGUGCAGAGGAGGCCCAUGGAAACUUGUUGGAGUGGUUUGCCAAAUAUGUCAAAUGAGUAGAAACUAGAAAUUUGCCCGCGUAUGUUGAAUUGCAGAGAAAUCAUGCAGUUUUAUUAUGCUCGCACUACGUUAAACUUGAAUAAAGAUGGCUCUUUGAUGCUUUGUGACUUC